CAUAGAGCUCGAGUCUGCUUAAAAAACAACAACAUUUCACCCUCUUUUCCUCCUGGCCAAAAUGCCUGAGCGCGUUUGCCGUCAUGUAGUGAAACGUUGACAAGCGGAGGAUUUAUUUCGGAGGAAUGAAAGCUUGAAGGGCACCGAAGGAGGACAACAUGGCUCUGCGGGAGGAAGGAGAGGUUUUGCACAGCAAAAUCCGACAGCACGGUGGUGUUGUUGGCAAUGCAAACAGCGCGGAGAGCUUCAGGAACGGCUAUGUGAAGAGCUGCGUCACUCCAUUAAAACAAGACCAUCAAAGGGGCUUUUUAUUCACCGUCUGUAGGAUUUGCAAUGAGGACAUCCUCAGCUCCAAACUACUCCGAGGCUCGGCUCUCUACGUGGGAGCGCUGGCAGUCUUGGCGCUCUCCUUUUUAAUUUCUAAGAGCUUUCAAAGUGAACACGGCAUUUCGGAGCUGCGGACUUUUUUGUUUGAUUUCUCCCAGUCCAUCAGUCCAUUAUUCAGCAUAGGCUGUGCGUAUUUCUUCCUGACCCUCUAUCUGAGGAGGAAAAAGAGGGAAAGCAGCAGAUGUUGGCUUUUGUCUUUACCAGCAUCAUGCUACUUGGGGGAUUACAUGGUUUUGCGCUUUUUGCAAUGGGGAGAGGAGCACCAGCAGAUGCAGAUGAUGGGCAGGUUACUGUUUGUGCUGGGCUGUGUGGGUCUGCUCACUCUCAUCCCCACUCUCAAACUCAAACACAGCGUGCUGAUCCUGGUGUUCGCAAGCCUGGUGUGGCUGCUGUCCUUCACCAGCCUCAGCUGUCUGUCUCCAUCUCUCAGGCCGGUGCUGGCGUGCAUGGCCGGGGUCUCCGGCUCUCUCCUGGCGCUCUGUUUUGAUAACGGUUGCCCACUUAGGGAGACGGCCAACAGAACUCCCAAUGCGGAGGACAAAGUUCCCGUCAUUAGACCCAGGAGAAGGUCCAGCUGUGUUUCUUUGGGAGAAACGUCAUGCAGCUAUUAUGGCAGUUGUAAGAUGCCCCGCAGACCUUCUCUGCCCUGUAUUUCCAGAGAACAGAUGAUCCUGUGGGACUGGGAUCUGAAACAAUGGUACAAGCCACAAUAUCAGGGUGCAGUGAGUGGGAAUGGUGUGGAUCUCUCUGUGAUAAAUGAGGCCAGGAAUCUGGUGUCAGACCUGCUGCUGGACCCCUCUCUCUCGCCCCAUGUUCUCUCUUCACUGCGCAGCGUCAGCAGUCUCAUGGGAGCUUUCUCUGGGUCCUGUCGGCCCCGGGUCAACCCCUUCACCCCCUUCCCUGGCUUUUACCCCUGUGCUGAGAUAGAAGACCCCUCAGAGAGAGGAGACAGAAAGCCACUUAAGGGUCUGAGCAGCAGGAACAGUCUACCCACACCUCAGUUGAGGCGCAGUUCAGCCUCUUCCUCUCUGCCUCCCCUGGAGUCUGCCGCCUCACGCUGGGAACGCACCAAUGGAAAGAGAUCUCAUUCUGAGCUCAGCAGCCAAAGUUGCGUGUCUAAUGGGCCCAACAGCAACCUGCUCACCAUCCCUAAACCAAGAUCCUCCUCCGUUACCCUCAACUACGGCCACACUGUCCCCAGAAGACCAGGUGCAUCUCCUAGCCUGAGUCCGGUCAGCUCACCGAGUCACAGCCUCCCUGUUGUUCCCGGCUCCUCUAUGGUCACGCGCUCUCCUGUGGAGUUUCCAGACACGGCUGAUUUCCUCACCAAGCCCAGCGUCAACCUGCACAAACCUCUGGGCUUCACACUGAGCUCACCUGAUUUCCAGCAGCAGUAUCGUGGCCCUGCUUCGGUCCCUUUGUGCACCAGUUGUGGCCGGCAGAUGCUGAAGAGUGUCUCCAGUGUGGAAGUGGGUGAGGGCAAUCACCCAGCAUCCAGUGAAAUGCAACGAAUGCGCUCAGCUGAAGGUGUGGAGUAUAGAGGGGAAAACCUGAUUCGAGAGGAGAGCAUGGAGGCUGAGUCUCUGGAGGAGAAAACUCCAGACACAGCAGGGAUAAAACUGAAAAGCCAGACCGAAGAAGAGGAACAGACUUUAAGUACCAAGCAGUCCUCACCAGAUCCUGAGGGAGAGGAAGCGUUCACGUUGGAUCCCAUGCUGGUAGAGCAUGAAUCACUCAUGGAGAAGAUCAACACCUGGAACUUCCAGAUCUUUGAGUUGAUGGACAUGACGGGAGGGAAGACUGGCAGGAUUCUCAGCUAUGUGGCAUACACUUUGUUCCAGGACACGGGUCUGUUCGAGAUCUUCAAAAUCCCUGUCCGGGAAUUCAUGAUGUACUUUUGUGCUCUGGAGAAUGGCUAUCGUGAUAUCCCCUAUCACAACCGUGUCCAUGCCACUGACGUCCUACAUGCAGUGUGGUAUCUCACCACCCAGCCAAUCCCAGGCUUUCAGCAAAUCCAUAAUGAGCAUGUCACAGGAAGUGAUACAGAUUCGGACAGUGAAAUCUCCCCAGGCAGGGUGGCAUAUGCCACGUCCAAAAGUUCCUCUUUCUCAGAUGAUAGUUACGGCUGUCUGGCCUGGAAUUUGCCUGCACUGGAACUCAUGGCACUAUAUGUAGCAGCUGCUAUGCAUGACUAUGAUCAUCCUGGUCGCACAAAUGCCUUUCUUGUAGCCACUAACGCUCCUCAGGCCGUGUUGUAUAACGACCGCUCAGUUUUGGAGAACCAUCACGCAGCAUCUGCCUGGAGCCUUUUUCUUUCCCAGACAGAGUUCAACUUCCUUGGCAACUUGGAACAUGUUGAGUUUAAGCGCUUUCGAUUCCUUGUGAUCGAGGCCAUCCUCGCCACAGACCUGAAGAAGCACUUUGACUUCCUUGCUGAGUUUAAUUCCAAGGUUAAUGAUGUGAAUAGUCCAGGCAUUGACUGGACUAAUGAAAAUGACAGGUUAUUAGUGUGCCAAGUGUGCAUUAAGCUGGCAGAUAUUAAUGGGCCAGCUAAAGACCGCAGACUUCACCUCAAAUGGACAGAGGGUAUCGUCAAUGAGUUUUAUGAGCAGGGUGAUGAGGAGGCCUCACUAGGUUUACCCAUUAGCCCAUUUAUGGACCGCUCAGCACCACAGUUAGCAAAGCUACAGGAGUCUUUUAUUACGCACAUCGUUGGGCCUCUUUGUAACUCUUAUGAUGCUGCCGGUCUGCUGCCAGGAUACUGGAUUGACGAGGAAGGCUCCGACGAUGAGGAGGAAACGGAAGACAUUGAAACAGAAGAUGAAGAGCUGGACGAGGAUCUUGAACCAAAAAGGAGGAAGGGUCGACGCCGAUUGUUCUGCAAAAUUAUGCAGCACUUAACAGAGAACCACAAGGUGUGGAAGAAGACCAUUGAGGAAGAAGAGAAGAACAAAGAGCUGGAGACUCAGCAGAUGCAGCAAGCCGAGAGCCUCAGCCUUCCUCCAUCCAACUCCUCCUCUGAUGACAUCCAGGUCAUUCAAGAGGAGGCCGAGGAAGAGGAGCGGCAGUAGCAGGAGUAAGGUCAAGAAUUGAAGCUCAGAGAGGGGCUUGAACAGAGUUGAACGACCCCUCCCUCUCCUUCACCUAAACACACGCGCACAAACAUUGACACCCAGAGGAAGACCGUGCUGGAUCUCCCCACGCUGAAAUUAGUCACUGUGCCGACACUCUGAAGCAAAUGCAGUUCACAUUGUGUUGAAAAAAUGGCCUUACUACUGUGAGAGGACCCUCAGUGGGAGCCCUAAUCCUAUGCACUUUCACCCCAUGGAGAAUCAGCGGAGGCUGAACACAGCUUUGAAGAUGCAAAAUUGUGUCGUGGAAAAUUAGAAAAAGAAGAAAACAGGCAGGGAAGGAUGUGGUAAAGAAUCGUGCCACCCAUGGUUACCUGGCUGUGAUGCUGCCUUGAACGUAAUGCUCUUAAUUCUCCCAUAGGUACUUAUUAAGUCAAAUAGGACACACAAAUGACUAGAAAAUAAUGAAGACAGUGACACAAUUGACACCCGUUACCAAAGUGAACAGUUCAAAAACAUAGAAAGACUGCGACUGAGGCCAUUUCAGGCUCAGUGUCAGGAAGCAUAACUCAAAAUGUGCCUGUCUGAACUUUUGUGAUAUAUAUAUAUAUAUAUAUAUAUAUAUAUAUAUAUAUAUAUAUAUAUAUAUAUAUAUAUAUAUAUAUAUAAUUGUUUGUUUUUAUUUUUCUUGUGGUCCAGACAAUGGACUAUGUGCGCUGCACUGAACGUGCAGUCCCCAAUUCAUGCUGGCGACAUCAAACACUGUAUUACUGAACAGAGUCACAAGGGCAAGUGGAAAUGCUGACAUUUUUUGACUGAAAAAUGACCUGACUUCUGCAUCGUUUUGGAUGCUUUUUAUUCAUGUGCAUCACCUUUCUGCAUUUUUUGUUUGCCUUUGUUGUUUGUACGGUAGAUUUAUUUAUUUUUUUUUCGUUCCUCUUCCGGAAUGCGGAGUUGCCAAUCGUUGAGUUUUCUCUGUAUAGACCAUCUUUGUUCUAAAGCAUUGAAAAUGGGACAGGGAAGCUGUUCCAAUGAAGGGAUGUUUCUCUUUUUUACGUUUGAAUAGAUAUAUAUUUUUCCACAGUUACUCAGGAUUCAUGUGAAGGAUCGUUCCUUGUUUUGUGGGGGGAAAAAUAUCAUUCUGCAAUUCCGAAAUAACUUGCACGUCGAAAAGUUCUUUUCAGAGGUGGAGAAAAAAAGUUUCUAUUUUUUGUAUGAACAACUUGAAAGUCAUUAACAAAAAGAGAUGCAAAAAGUGCAGAGUCCUGGAUUUUACCCCAGUCCUUAUCAGCUGCUCCAGACCAGUAUAGCCAUGUUUAUUUUUGCAGGACCCCAUUAAAAGCAUUGGGAUCCAGGAAUGUUAGGUGAAAAUGAAAUGUUUGUUUGAUUUAGCAUGCACGUCAUAGACUAAACAUUGCUUUGGGGGUUACUUUAUGUUUGGCAUUAUACAAACAUACAAACACAUGCUUUUACUUAAACUAAUUAUUGCCAAAUGCAUAUUCUGGCCAGUGCAUAAAUUUCUAGUAAUCCAGGGUUUUCACAUUGGAAGAUGUACACGUUUUCAUUCUUUCUUUUUUUAAUGUACAUUUACGUAUUCUCCACAAUAAGGCAGGUUUAAUAACAAUAGUUUUAUAUUUUUUUUUUCAUCUGAAGCAAGAACUUUAGGCAUUCCACUAGAAUAAUGAGGGAUGUCUGGGGUGGUGGAGACUGACUCGCUCUCGGUCUCUUCCUCUCUGCCUCACCUUGCCGAAACUCUUUUGGUCUCUGUAGAGGAAAGUUCUCAAGUAGGCAGUGUAAAUCAAGCUUUUUUAUUUAGGAGGAUAAAACCUGAUAUAAAUGUGCACAUUUUACUACCAAACAAGUGUUUAACCUCUGCACAGAAAGAAUACUUACAUAUAUAUAUUUUAAUUAAUUAAUACAUUGUUUUCUUCAUACAGCUGACAUAUAUUGUACAUUGAGAACAUGUUAUUAUCAUCUUGUUUCAGGAGUUUUAAAAAAAUCUAAUGCUAUUUACAGAUGUGGAUGUGUUUGUGUGUUGAGUUUUUCAGUUUUAUUUUUUUUAUUUAUUUAUUUUUCCUCAUUUUUGGUGCACUGUCUUUGUGUUCAUGCUCAUAACCACUCUGCUGAAAAGCCCCCUUAAUUCUAAAGCUCGCCAGUUGUGAGUCACGAUCUCAUGACAGUGCUGCCGGAUGCUGCCCUCUCUCUCUCUCCUGUUUGUGGGUGUGUUCAUCAUUGGCCUGUGCUCAGGGUGUUUUCUGUAAUGGGGGCUUGUGUGCACCCAAAGCAGCUUGUGGUGCUCUCUCUCUUUCUCUCUCCAGACUGUGUGUUCAUCUUUUCUUGGAUCUGGGACCCCAGCAUGCUUCGUUCACCCUCUCCCCCACCUCCCUUCACCGAGCUAACCUCAGCUGGCCCCAAACUCGCACUCAGAACAUCAUUCAGGUUGUCAAGAAGGGAAACUUUGGAUCUGAGCGUCACAGCGCCUCCACCCCCUCGUGUAGCUCCUUUGCUCAAUCUUCGAAGUGGACUGUGGUAUCUCACUGUGGGGGGUUAGCCUCACCACAGUGACCUCCGAUGUUCUUGUCAUCAGUACCUUUAUGAUGGCAUUCACUUUUUUAUGUAGCAUUUAGAUAGCAAUGUCUGAUGUAACCAUCCAGCCUUUUCAGGGUUGUGGGGAGAAUUUACUUUUUUGUUAUUAUUUAUAGCUGUCAUAAAAGCACCAUCCCUGAAGAAUA
Myxocyprinus asiaticus (Chinese sucker) is the source of this 6190-nucleotide messenger RNA. Its product is annotated as cGMP-inhibited 3',5'-cyclic phosphodiesterase 3B-like. NCBI's taxonomy places the organism in Eukaryota, Metazoa, Chordata, Actinopteri, Cypriniformes, Catostomidae. The record is from RefSeq and is a predicted model, not a curated record. Gene Ontology annotation, biological process: signal transduction. Gene Ontology annotation, molecular function: 3',5'-cyclic-AMP phosphodiesterase activity; protein kinase B binding. Gene Ontology annotation, cellular component: membrane. The transcript is spliced from 16 exons. Bases 159 to 3458 code for a protein of 1099 amino acids.